Messenger RNA from Sphaeramia orbicularis (orbiculate cardinalfish), 3977 nucleotides. RefSeq names its product acyl-CoA synthetase long chain family member 3a (gene acsl3a). Gene Ontology annotation, cellular component: endoplasmic reticulum; lipid droplet; plasma membrane. The record is from RefSeq and is a predicted model, not a curated record. The transcript is spliced from 15 exons. Gene Ontology annotation, biological process: neuron differentiation; long-chain fatty acid metabolic process; long-chain fatty-acyl-CoA metabolic process. Gene Ontology annotation, molecular function: long-chain fatty acid-CoA ligase activity. Lineage: Eukaryota; Metazoa; Chordata; Actinopteri; Kurtiformes; Apogonidae. Bases 357 to 2516 code for a protein of 719 amino acids.
CGUGUCACUUCCGGACUCAGAUUGCAGAGCGCAGUGUGAACGGAGAGACGGAAGAUGUCUUAGCCCACGCGCAGCUCCAACAGUUAAAAGUCGGCUCUCGUGACUCUCCGUAGACAUUGGCAGGAGUGGUGUGGACCUGUGACCAUUUUCCUCCUGAAAAGUACAAACACAGAGAAGCACACAGGAAAGCAGACGAAAGAUUAAAAUAAAGAAGAGGGUGAGGAGAGAAUUUGUUGGAGUAACUGUAGCUGCAGGAAUCAAAUCUCUGAACCACUGAGGAAAAGACAGAAAUAAGUGGAGAGGGAGUGUUUUUUCUUCGUGCAUUUUGGAGCCAGCUGCUUCACAGCUUCAUCAAAAUGAAGCUGAAGGAGGACUUGAACCCCAUGUUACUGCUUCUCUUCCACCUCAUGGUCUGGAUCUACACCUUUAUCACCUUCUUGCCGUCUUACCUCCUCAGCUGGGUCUCUAGAUCUGAUGGGAUCUUUUACGGUACUGAGGAGGAGCGAGCCAAGAGAGCAAAGGCCCGUUCAGUGCUGGGUCGCCCAGAGGGACCCUACCGAGCGGUGAGCGCCAUCAAGAGGCUUGCGACAAUGCUCCAACCAGGAGUGGACACGUUGGAUAAGAUGUUUGAAUAUGCAGCCAUGAAGUUCCCCCAUAGAGACUGUCUCGGUACGAGGGAGGUCAUCAGUGAAGAGGAUGAACGACAGAGCAAUGGGAAAGUGUUUAAGAAGGUGGUUCUUGGAGAUUACCGCUGGCUCUCCUAUGAGGAGACCUACACAGCAGCUUCCCAGCUGGGUAGUGGCUUGGCCUCACUGGGCCAGAGACCAAAAACCAACAUUGCUAUCUUCUGUGAGACACGAGCUGAGUGGUUAAUCGCGGCCCAUGCCUGCUUCAUGUACAACUUCCCAUUGGUCACCCUCUACUCCACACUAGGCGGUCCAGCCAUUGCUCAUGGGCUAAAUGAAACCCAGGUCACCCACAUCAUCACCAGCAGAGAGCUCUUGGAAACCAGACUAAAGGCUAUCCUAAUUGAAGUUCCAAGGCUGCAGUAUAUCAUUGUGGUGGACAACACACCCACCUCAUGGCCUGGCUAUCCACGUGGCAUCAGUGUUCACAACAUGGCUGCUGUUCAGAAGCUGGGAAUCAGGCCAGAAAAUGCAGCACGUGAGCGUAAACAGCCCCUGCCUUCAGACAUUGCUGUCAUCAUGUACACCAGUGGAUCCACCGGUGUCCCGAAAGGCGUCAUGAUCUCCCAUAGCAACAUUCUUGCUGGAAUCACAGGAAUGGCUGAGCGGAUACCCAACCUUUGUGAGGAGGACAUCUACAUCGCCUACCUGCCGCUGGCCCAUGUUCUGGAGCUAAGUGCAGAGCUUGUGUGUAUUUCUCAUGGCUGUAGUAUCGGAUAUUCGUCUCCUCAGACCCUUGCUGACCAGUCAACCAAGAUCAAGAGGGGAAGUAAAGGAGACACCAGUGUCUUGCAGCCCACUCUGAUGGCAGCUGUACCGGAGAUCAUGGAUCGUAUCUAUAAGAAUGUGAUGACCAAAGUUGAGGAGAUGAACUCUGUCCAGCGAACACUCUUUAUUUUGGCAUACAACUACAAACUGGAGCAGCUUGCCAAAGGAUACAGUACCCCUCUAUGUGACAGGUUUGUGUUCAGGAAGGUGAGGUCCCUCCUUGGUGGUCAGACACGAGUCUUGUUAUCGGGUGGAGCACCGCUCUCUGCAGCCACACAGCGCUUCAUGAAUGUGUGUUUCUGCUGCCCAGUGGGUCAGGGAUAUGGCCUGACAGAGACCUGUGGAGCUGGAACCAUCAGCGAACUGUGGGAUUACAGCACUGGGAGAGUGGGAGGACCACUGGUUUGCUGUGAGAUCAAGCUCAAAGACUGGAUGGAGGGUGGUUACCGCAGUAUAGAUAGGCCCCACCCUCGAGGAGAAAUUCUCAUUGGUGGACCCAACGUAACCAUGGGAUAUUAUAAAAACGACCCCAAAAAGCAAGAGGACUUUUUCGUAGAUGAAAACAACCAGCGGUGGUUCUGCACAGGUGACAUUGGAGAGUUCCAUGAAGACGGGUGCCUGAAGAUCAUUGAUCGUAAGAAAGACUUGGUGAAGCUGCAGGCGGGAGAGUACGUGUCUCUGGGAAAGGUGGAGGCUGUACUGAAGAACUGCUCACUCAUUGACAACAUCUGUGUCUAUGCUAACAGCGAUGAGAUAUAUGUGAUUGGCUUUGUGGUGCCCAAUCAGAAGCAUUUACUGGCUCUGGCUGAACGGUAUGGGGUCCGAGGUUCAUGGGAGGAGCUAUGCAACAGCAAGACUAUGGAGGAGCUGGUCCUUAAGAUGCUCACUGAGGCUGCUCUAGCAGCACAACUAGAGCGCUUUGAGAUCCCUCGUAAGAUCCGCCUAAGUCCGGAGCCGUGGACUCCGGAGACAGGAUUAGUGACUGACGCGUUCAAGCUCAAACGCAAGGAACUGAAAACACAUUACCAGGAUGACAUUGAGAGGAUGUAUGGUGGAAAAUAACAAGGACCAACACUGCAGCAUUGUUUAUUCUCUAAGUACAGACCAACCUUUGACUCAUUGUACCUCCUUAUUCCUCCUCCUACAUCUUCAGCCCCAACACUCAACACUCCACAGAAUUCAAAGACAGAAGGAGCAGUAGAAUCUGUUUACUAUGCACAUAUUAACCAGCCCCUUUUACUUGAAUCUGUACAGUAGAUCGAUCUUGCACAACUUUUAACAGAGCCAGGAAAAGUGCUUAAAACAUGGCGUGUGAACUAAAACACUGCUGCCUUUUCCCUCAUUUUUCCGUCCUGGUGUGUGAUGUUUUUGUGGGGUUCAUUAUUGUUUCAGAUGUGAGUUAUGAAACAGGCUGUGUGUUAUAGAUGAUGUGGUCUGUUGAACUCUGAAUGCCACAGCAGAAGUUCAGGCCAGUUGCACAGGUUUGUUGCCUGUUUGCUUUAUAAUCACCCAUUACACAUUCUAGAUCAGGUAUGUUAUAGGAACAGUUUGAUUUUAUAGUAUUAAUAUUUUAAAAACCAUCUCCCAAUCUUGACUGCCCUUUUAAUUUUUUUCUUCUCAUUUCUGUUCUACUUUUCUGCCUUUUCUGCAGGUCAGGAGAUGGCUAGCUCUGGCUCUUUUUUAUCUCCUCACAUGUUUUCAGUUCUGUAAAUGGUUUAUUUUACUUCCCACCCACCGUCAACAGUUUGACGCGCACACCCAUGGGGCGUCUCUCACAUCAGCACAUUUUGAUAAUAAAAGCACAAAGUUAUUUGAGGGCAAAUGUGAACAGGUGUUUAAAACUGCUGAAGUCAUGAUUGAUAAAAGAUAUUAUACAACAGUGAAGCUGUUAUUCUUUAUUUUUAAUGAACUGACCAAAAUUGCACAUACAUAACAAUUUUCCUACAACAAUGGAGUGUACUUUUAUAUGUGCUAUACAGAUCACGGUGCACAAGAAUGCACAUUUACUUGAUUGUGUUACAAAUGAAAUUACUGUGUAAUUACUGUCACAUUUGAUAAAUCAUAGUGCAAUAUGAAAAUAUAUCAUUUUUGUCCAAAUAAGACUUUUGAUUACAGAUAGCAGUUUCAAAAUUAACAUAUUUCCAAGUGCUACAUCUUUAUGUGGUGAGCAUUUAUUCUGCUGGAUGCUUGACCAGCUUAAAGCCGUGUUGCAUAUUUCUUUGUGAUCCACAAAACUGUGAUUAAGUAUGCUAUUUUUCAUGUCCCUACACAGCACAAACUCCAUCUCAUCAUCCCUCAUAAUGACACCUGAAGCCUUUGUGAUUCUGUUUCACCGCUGUUUGAGUUUAUUUGGAUUUGUCUCCCUGAGCACACACAGCAGCAGAGAAAUCUAAUGUAUAGUCUUUAUUUAAGCUCUCUGUCUGUUUGGAGAGCCUGCCUUGUAACAUAAGUGCAUCCUAUUUAUUUGUAACUUGCCUUUGGAAAAGUACUCAAAUUAAGUAAAUAAAAAUUGUGUUUGGUCUA